AUGCUUCAACAACAUCCUUCUAUGGACGGACGCGAACAGAACAAAGCGCCUUUGAAAGAAGAAAUCGAUGCACUACGCGUCACACUCUCACGUGAAGAGCGCCUUCUCCAAGUAAUCUCGUCAGAGAUUGAGACAGUAACACUUGAACAUGCCAAAGCGUCGCAUGCGCUCUCGCUUGCCCAAGCCGCACUGGACGCCGCUGUACUUGUAUACCGGACAAGUGAAACGAUGCUCAGUGGGCUAAAGGCACAGCACGCUCAGCUUAGUGAAAACGUUCAUGACAAAAGGGCGGCACUACAUCCAAUUCGACGGGUUCCCGAGGAAUUAUGGAAGGAUAUAUUCACUAUUUGGGUGGACGAAGAAGAGAAAGAGCGAGUAUCCAAGUUGGAUACACACGUUCAGGCUGAUCUCAGCAUUCCUGCGUCCUUGGUGGCGGCGUCUGUCUCCAGCUUUUGGCGUAAGACGGCGCUUUCAACACCGAGUUUGUGGCGAUUCAUCACGAUACCAAAUCAACCUCUUUCCGAGAUUAAGGCUCAUAUCCACGAGUGGGCAAAACGGUCGGCACCAAGAAUCGUCUCACUAAUACUAUGGAAUGUUGGUCGUGAAAGUUGGUCAAAGGACCCAGCAUUACCCACCUCCCUGGAUGGUCUUCGCUACGCUCUUUCUUCCCUCAAAGAUCGUAUCGGUAGAAUAGAGGUUCACUUUCAACGGUCUACUCCCGCCCCAGCUGUACAGAUAUUUAGUGCCGUUAUGAAAAUAUGGCUCGAAUAUACAAGUAUCAUACCCGAGAGUCUCUCCGCACACUCCUCCCUUAUUCCCGACCGGACUUUCCAACUCCACCGACUGAAAAAUCUCCACACUCUUACUCUCCGGAACCUCUUUUGGAAUACACCAAGUGGCCUCAAAAGCCUUCGAGUACUCAAGAUAGAAUCGAUCUUUAUGGAAACAGAUGUCAAUUCGUUUCGCCACCUCCUCGCUAACUCAAAGGAAUUGGAAGAGGUUGAAUUCUUGACACUUGCUUCGACCGCACACCCAAUUAUCCCGCCUGGAGGAAUCGUCGACUACCCACGUCUCAAAAAGCUCUCUGUCUGUCCUCGAUGGCUCGCGACGGUGCACGAAGACCUUUCUCAAGUGCUUACUCUCCCUGCACUUCGAACUCUCCGCCUUAUUGCAUGCCAAGUCGCCCCUUUCUCCUCUCGGGAAGCCGAUGCUGUUUCACGUUUCAUCGCUGACGUCGCGCCUACGGUUGAGGAACUUUAUUUCAACCUCCGCGGUGAACUCUUCCAUACACAAAUCCUCAAUACCCGCGCCGCUAUUACCCGCCUAGAGCUAGUGAAUACCGAGGUUCCCAUCGAGAUCAUUGAACGACUGACCAACCCCAUCUCGGAGGGAAACAGUGCUUCCAUGGGGGGAGCCUCCCUCGGCUCUCCUACCUCGACGAUUAGCAUGGGGAGUAAUGCAUCGCGUAGAUGGGUACUCCCACACUUAGAGGAGAUUCGCUUCGAAGACUGUGAUUUACCGCCGGAGAUCGAACGUGCUCUCGCUCAGCUUGUCGAAGUUCGCGCAGAAGUUACCCCAUAUCUACGUGGGAACGCGAAUGCAAAGCUGGGACGAGUGAGCGUGCGAAGAAAUAGUAUGACCGCUUGGCAAUACCCUGUCGUAUGGACUUGA
Messenger RNA from Serendipita indica DSM 11827, 1671 nucleotides. The record is from the annotation of a GenBank genome assembly. NCBI's taxonomy places the organism in Eukaryota, Fungi, Basidiomycota, Agaricomycetes, Sebacinales, Serendipitaceae.